AAUAGUCUCCCAAGAAAAAAAUUAUGCAAAGAGAUAAUCAAUAGAUUUUUGCAGAUAGAACAUGUGGAUGACCAAACACCCGUGGAUGUUUGAGGAAGCAUCAGCAGAAAUAAUAAAAUUAUUUCCGAAUGAGCAGAAGGAAACAUAUUAUAUUCCCUAUAAGAAAAAAUCUGCAACUAGUCCAAAAAAGGCACCCAAGGGACGCUUAUGGUCUAGGUACCAUAACGUAAGAAAUUUAUUAAGAAUUACAGAAAAGACAACAAGCACAUCUAAAAAGAUUCUUUUCCGAGAAGACACCAAUGGAAAUGAAAUAUUAAUAGAUCAUUCCGAAGAUACCAAAAACUACCAAUUACUGCAUACAGUUUUGGAACCAAAAACGAGAGUUAUAGAAUUGUGGAAAGCUACUUUAAAAUUUAGGAAAACUCAUUUCAAAAAUCUCACGAUAGAAGAAAUUUUCGAUGAAGUACCUGCACUGAAGACUGAUAUCGGAUCAGAACUGAUCGACUCUGAGUUUUGCGAAAAAUUCCCUGAAAAUUCUAAUAAUGUGUACUUGAAGUGGCCUUCUUUAUCAAAUGCAAUACUGAAAGAAUCAGAACAUAGAAAAAUAAAAGCAGUAGAGCACUCUGCUGAUGUUGGUGAGUAUUUUCUAUACACCUAA
This is a messenger RNA of Coccinella septempunctata (seven-spotted ladybird), 658 nucleotides long. RefSeq lists its product as uncharacterized. Bases 62 to 658 code for a protein of 198 amino acids. The record is from RefSeq and is a predicted model, not a curated record. The transcript is spliced from 4 exons. NCBI's taxonomy places the organism in Eukaryota, Metazoa, Arthropoda, Insecta, Coleoptera, Coccinellidae.